AUGAGAUUGAUUUAUCAAGCACCUGACGAAGGUGUGAAAGCAAUCCUACUAGCUCUCAAAUGGACUGGUCUUACAGUCCAAAAAAGAGCUGAUAAUGCUUUUAUUGUCACUUUGCAAAUAGACGCCCAAGACAACGUAGGAAAUACAAUUGAAGUCAUGGGAGAGCUAAGCAUAAUGAGAUACAUUAUGGAGCAAUCUCCUUUUGCUGGCUCAUCCAAUCUACAUCUCGAAGAAUGGAUCAUUUAUAGACUUAAGCAGCUAGCUUCUGAAUGCCCGAAAGCUGCCAUAAAAACAAAUAAAGAACUUAUAGCUGCAGUCAGACACUUAGAACAAAGCUUGAAUGGAGAUUUUAUUGGUGGCUCUCACCCUGGAGUUGCUGAUUUUCUGAGUUUUUCCUAUUUACUGCAAUUUUUUGUUGGAAAUCCAUGGACUGUCAAAACUUUUCCUUUGCUUGCAGAAUCAUAUGCAAAGCUUAGUGAAACUUUUGGAAAUGUCUUGGAAGAGCUCGGAGAAAAAGCUCAAAUCCUGAAAAUUAAGAAAAAGCAAGAAAAUACAGAGCCAAAUCAAAAUUCUUAA
Messenger RNA from Blepharisma stoltei, 576 nucleotides. The record is from the annotation of a GenBank genome assembly. NCBI's taxonomy places the organism in Eukaryota, Ciliophora, Heterotrichea, Heterotrichida, Blepharismidae.